Molecule: messenger RNA, 1908 nt
Organism: Ornithorhynchus anatinus (platypus)
Lineage: Eukaryota; Metazoa; Chordata; Mammalia; Monotremata; Ornithorhynchidae
Gene: LRRC27
Product: leucine rich repeat containing 27
Exons: 11
Coding region: 194-1783 (529 amino acids)
Molecular function (GO): protein binding
Source: RefSeq, a predicted model, not a curated record
GCGGGGCCGAAACCAGCCGAACCCAACCGAGCGGAGCCGAACCCGACCGAACCCGGCCGAGCGGAGCCGAACCCGGCCGAGCGGAGCCGAACCCGGCCGAGCGGAGCCGAGCGGGGGCAGGGGAGGAGCGUUCAACGCAGGCCUCGGAAGGAUGAGUUUUUGUGUCCAGAUUCCUGCUUCUGCUCCGUAACCAAUGGACAGGGGCUGCUCUUAUAAAGCCCCCAGUGGGACUUUUGCUCCCCUGGAAGCCGAUUCCCUGUCAAGCAGGAAGUUUGGAACUCGCUGCGGAGGAGAAAAUGGGAAGAUGGUUUCCGGCAUCGUCCUUACACCUUCGACCGUUCUGGAUCUGAGUAAAAAAAGCCUUCAACACCUGUGCGAUGAUAUUUUUAAAGUCCCCAACCUGAAACAACUGCAUCUGCAAGGAAAUGCACUGUGCAUAAUUCCUAAAGAUUUUUUUCAACUGCUCCCAAAUCUUGUUUGGCUGGAUCUCCGGAAUAAUAAAAUUAAACAUCUUCCUUCUGGAAUCGGAACGCACAAGUUUUUGCAAACUUUACUUUUAGAAAGGAACCCCAUUAAAACGUUGCCUGUGGAGCUGGGUAACUUGACAUCUCUGAAAGCUUUGAAUUUAAGGUACUGUCCUUUGGAAUUCCCCCCAAUGAAUAUAGUGGAGAAGGGGCUCCUGGCUAUCCUGGCCUAUCUCCGCCAAUGGGAUCAGGAGAAGUGCACAUCUUUGAGCUCGGCUUCCCAAGACAAAAUCCAUUUUUCAACCGAUGAAAUAACGGAGCUCCUGAAAUCCGGUCUAGACUUGUCCCAAGAGAGGGCUAAUAAAGAGGGAGAUACAAGAUUUCAGAAACGGAAUGACAAAGUCACCUCAAAAGAGAAGGAAGAUUUUUUUCCCGUCGUGGAAAAACUGAAUUUAGCCGAGCUCCCAGAAUCUAGUUUGGAUUUGUCGGAAGAGUGGCCCAGUGAAGAGGAAAUAAUACGAUUUAAGAAGCUGAAGCAAGAAAUGAUUCAAGUUGAAAGAGAAUUUCUCGAUAAGCAGCGGUUGCCCAUUGACCCUACUUCAAGACUGGAAAUAACUUUAAAGAGAAAUCAUGGUAAAGAAAAGGCUAAAAAAGCAAAGCCUUUUUCCAGAAGGAAAAAAUCCACGCGGAAGAACACCUUCCCUGAACUGUCAUCGUACGAGGCCGUGAUUCAGGCGAAGAGAACCGAAGAGAGCAGGUUAGCAGCCUACAAGGAGCUGAAGGAGAAACAAGCUCUACUAGAACAGCGAAGAAGAGAUCAAAGAAUUCUCCAGGAAUGGCGGGAUCGAGCCAAACUGAUGAAGAUGCAGAGGGAAGAGCUGAGCAGGCUUCAGCCUCUGCAGAAAGACACGGCAGCUGCCAGAGCCCCCUACGCCACUGAUAUCGGGAGCGGUGAGGAGAAGGCGAUCCAGCUAUCUGGAAAGAAGCACCUACUGCGAGGAAUGGUGAUGGGAAAAUCAGUACAGGAAACAGAAGAGGCCAGAGCGGUCAGAGAUCGGGAAUUGGCGCAACGAAUCCACAACCACAUCCGGAUGAUGCAGGAACGAAGAGAUAAAACGAGAGGGACCCCCAAAGAGGAAAUGGAGAAAGCCAGACAAGCCCUAGAAUAUGCCAACAAGCUUCAGGUGGAAGUCGCCCAGAGUGCCCAGAACUGCCAUCUGGAGAAGGAGUAUCGGUUCACAGCCUACACGGGAGACCCCAGCCAUGACUCAACCCCCCGAUCGCAGCCUCGCAAUAUAUUUUUGAACAUGAAAUUUUAAGUUCCGGCCGUCACCGGGGCCGAUAGCCGUGUCCUCCCUGUUUCCUUCCGGUGUCUUGUUGGUUUAACGCCUGACGAUGGGCAGAAACCGGACCGAUAAUAAAACCAUUCCACAUCCAACCCGCA